CUGCUGUCAAGUAGCUAGGGUGGGCUCCGCCUAGGCGAGGAGUGGCGCCGGUGGGAGAUGCGCUCCCAGCUGUUUGCGGCGGGAGCGGGAAAGCUGUAGGGCCAGGCAGCGCGGCGGCGGCGACGGGAGUGGGGAACAGGUGUCUCAUAGUACUUAACUGCUACAGAGCUUUCCUUGUUUGUGGAAGUUGAACCAUCUACUCAAUAGAAGAUGAAAAUGCCGUUGCUGGUUAGUCAUCUCUUGCUCAUCUCCUUAACAUCCUGUCUAGGAGAGUUCACAUGGUAUAGAAGAUAUGGUCAUGGAGUGUCUGAGGAGGACAAAGGAUUUGGACCCAUUUUUGAAGAGCAACCCAUCAAUACCAUCUAUCCAGAAGAGUCGCUGGAAGGAAAAGUUUCACUCAACUGCCGGGCACGAGCUAGCCCCUUUCCAGUUUACAAGUGGAGAAUGAAUAAUGGGGAUGUUGACCUGACAAAUGACCGAUACAGUAUGGUAGGAGGAAACCUUGUCAUCAACAACCCUGACAAACAGAAGGAUGCUGGGAUCUACUACUGCUUAGCCUCAAACAACUAUGGGAUGGUCAGAAGUACUGAGGCAACCCUGAGCUUUGGGUAUCUCGACCCCUUUUCUCCCGAGGAGCGUCCGGAAGUGAAAGUGAAGGAGGGGAAGGGCAUGGUGCUUCUCUGUGAUCCUCCCUACCACUUCCCAGAUGAUCUUAGCUACCGCUGGCUUCUGAAUGAAUUUCCUGUGUUUAUCACAAUGGAUAAACGAAGAUUUGUGUCUCAGACAAAUGGCAAUCUCUACAUUGCAAACGUUGAGUCUUCUGAUAGAGGCAAUUACUCCUGCUUUGUGUCCAGUCCUUCUAUCACCAAAAGUGUGUUCAGCAAAUUUAUACCCCUCAUUCCAAUACCUGAACGAACAACAAAGCCAUAUCCUGCUGAUAUUGUAGUGCAGUUCAAGGACAUUUACACCUUGAUGGGCCAAAAUGUGACUUUAGAGUGUUUCGCUCUUGGAAACCCUGUUCCUGACAUCCGCUGGCGGAAGGUGCUAGAACCCAUGCCGAGCACUGCCGAGAUAAGCACCUCAGGGGCCGUCCUCAAGAUCUUCAACAUCCAGCUAGAAGAUGAAGGCCUCUAUGAGUGUGAAGCCGAGAACAUCAGAGGAAAGGACAAGCACCAGGCAAGAAUUUAUGUUCAAGCGUUUCCUGAAUGGGUAGAGCAUAUCAAUGACACUGAGGUGGACAUAGGGAGUGACCUCUACUGGCCUUGCAUAGCCACAGGGAAGCCCAUUCCUACCAUCAGGUGGCUGAAAAACGGAUAUGCGUAUCACAAAGGGGAGCUGAGACUGUACGACGUGACUUUUGAAAAUGCCGGGAUGUACCAGUGCAUAGCAGAGAAUGCGUACGGAACCAUUUAUGCAAAUGCGGAGCUCAAGAUUCUGGCCUUAGCUCCGACUUUUGAAAUGAAUCCUAUGAAGAAAAAGAUCCUGGCUGCAAAAGGAGGAAGGGUUAUCAUUGAAUGUAAACCCAAGGCUGCACCAAAACCCAAGUUUUCAUGGAGCAAAGGGACAGAGUGGCUGGUCAACAGCAGCAGAAUACUCAUAUGGGAAGACGGUAGCUUGGAAAUCAAUAAUAUUACAAGGAAUGACGGAGGAGUCUACACAUGCUUUGCGGAGAAUAAUAGAGGGAAAGCUAAUAGCACUGGGACUCUGGUGAUCACAAAUCCUACGAGAAUCAUUUUGGCCCCAAUUAAUGCUGAUAUCACUGUUGGAGAAAACGCUACCAUGCAAUGUGCUGCGUCCUUUGAUCCUUCCUUGGAUCUUACGUUCGUUUGGUCCUUCAAUGGCUACGUGAUUGAUUUUAACAAAGAAUAUACAAAUGUUCAUUACCAGAGGAAUUAUAUGCUUGAUGCCAAUGGGGAGCUGCUCAUCCGAAAUGCCCAGCUGAAACACGCGGGAAGAUACACCUGCACCGCACAGACAAUCGUGGACAACUCCUCGGCUUCGGCGGACCUUGUGGUACGAGGUAAAAAGAGAAAAGAUGGAGAGAAAAACAUGGUGGACCCCUUUCUCCCAGUCUGUGCCAGCCUGCCUCCAACAUGGUGAUCGGAACCCUCACCUUUUGUGUGAAAGCCCUCCCCCCCUUCACCCCGGAAAAUACCAUGCAGUGCUAGAGCUGGCUAAUUAACUCAACCUUGUAGCCUCUGCAAUUCCAUUCACCAUCCUAGCUCUUGGAGGAUGUUUGAGACUUCUUAACAUGCUUUUAGCUGAGAGGUUUUACAACUGUGGUCCAGCUUCACUAACACCUGAAAACAAUGCCUAGCAAACUAACCUAGGCCAUCAUAUACUAGCCCAGGCACCAUUCCAUGUUUCCUGUCCUGUUCUUCUUUGAGGAUAUCUACAUCAGAGGUUAGCUCAUUACCCAACAAAAGCUAAGGAGAACUGGUCACAUAUAAAACAGGAGUCCUGCUGUUAAAUGAAUUGCUUAAUGUAUCACAGCUAAUAAAGUGCUGCUGUCAGAUUCCCCAGUCAUUUAAAUCGGGGUGCAAGCUAGGGAGGGGCUGCACCACCAGUGACUUUCUUACCACACUGCCUUUCACACUUUGGAGGGACACUUGAAAAGCAGUUGCAAGAAAUCAGUCAGACACCAUGACCUUCAAGAGCUUGUAAGCAAAGGCUGGGCUUGGAGAGCGAACUUGGACAGUGUAUGUAGCAAGACUGGCAGGAAGAAAGCUAAGUCUUCACCAACAUGCUUUCCCAUUAAAGUGUACUGACUCCCACCACCGUCCUUCAUGGCCUCCUCCUUGAGGAAUAAGGUUGGGAUUUGUAUUAGGACAGUGCUCAAGUGAGGACUGAAAGGGAAUACACAAUUCUUCCUGGACCCACUUAAACUCUUUAUGUUUUCUUUAUUCGGAGAGACAUACUUAAGAUUCUUGUUUUUUUGUUGUUUUUCAAAAGUUAAUUUUGCCCUUCUUGGUUUUAUGUUUAGCAAUAACGUUUUAUUUAGUACUUUCAUUUAGCGACCCCAGCAACGCCAUCUGAGACAGGAAAAACUCUCAGGAACCAUUGAAGGAUGUGCAUAUCACUCGUAGAUAAUUACACACAGAUGGUUAGACUGAUAACAGUUUUCAAAGGACAAAGACCUCUGACUUACUCAUAUGCAUUCUUUAUAUUUCCUAGUCCUGGUUGGCGCAAGGAAUUAUCUACAUUAAUUUCUAUUUAAAUAAAUAUUUAAAAUUAUUUUGAGCUUUUUUCAGUAUCUGUAAACGUUACCAUGGGAACACACGUGAGUCACCACUGUGAGGAUUCUCUUUUAUAAUCGGUAUCUGAGGCGAUACCUCCAAGACCAGAUAAGAAAACAAAGAAUGAAAAUUCAGGAAGAAACCAGAUGACAGGAAAGGGCGAAUGUUUGUGUUUAAGUGAGCCCGCUCAGUCAGGUACCUGUGCUGUGAGAGAGGGGGUGAGGAUUGAAGAAAAAAAGUCAAUGUGAGACAAUAUUAGCAGGACUUCAGCAAAGACUGAAGGGAGUUUAUUUUUUAUGGACUCACUUAUAUCUACUUAAGAAAUGAUGACAGCAUAAGGCUCACAGAAUAGUCAACUUCCUUAUUUCCCAGAAUAGAGGUACAACCAAGAACAGACAUUAUCUAACUUCCUUAAUCAUAAAUCUCUAAUGGUGCAAGAAGAGGCUAGCAUGAACUUGUGCUGAUCAAAACCUUUAAACAAUAACUUCCUUAAAAACAAGUUCUCUGCAGAUUUAACAAGACAAAGGUCAUAAGGUUAAAGCUGCAAGGUAAAAUCAACGUGGGGUCAACAAUAUGCAUGGCUUUCCACAUUUAAGCAAGGAAGGUUUCUUAGCUCCAUUGACUUCUUCUUGCCUCAAUCUCAUAACUAAGUGGGAUAGAAGCUCACUCUUUUUCAUCAAUGCCAAAUGAUGAUCGUUAUUUUAUCUCCACAUUACUACUGUUCAAACUUAAACAGUAGCAUACCAAACUGAUAUGAUAUUGUAGCAUUACAAAAAAAACAAUUAUACUAACAAAUUUUCUGAUACCAGCAGGCAAUCAUCUUUCUAGACCAGAAUUCUUUUGUAAAAUACACAGAUGCCCCCUGUAAUGAGCACUGGGCAUUUGCUUCUUUCUUUAUUUACUUUUGGUCAAUGAUUGAGAGGUAAAAAGUUUAAGAAGGUGAAAGAAAAUGUGGAUGUGACAAAUGAGAUGCUCUGCCACUCCACAGAUGAGAGAGAGAGAAGCACUCUGGGCAUUUCCAUAAUUCAUUCACUAGUUAACAGAACUGAAACAAGCUUCAGUGUUCAUUUGUAGACUCCCAGGACCUUGACAUUACCCCAGGAAGGAGUUUACUAGCUAUGAUUCAUGCAUGUGGAGUGAUGGCUCAGAGCACCCUCUGGCAACAAUCUCUGAGGACACUGCUUAAAGAAGAGAAGAAAGAAGAUGUGGAAGAGGAGCAGAAGGAGUGGAGCCAGGGAUAGAACAGGAAGGACAGUGUUUGUCCACAGCUCUAUCAGAAUAGCACAGGAAGAUGCUCCCACCAAGUACAUUUGCUAUUUGCUCAAUACAUUUGCUAUUCUGGCAUCAUCUGGCAUCAUCAGGAAAUGGAGAUCAAUCAGCCUGUCUGUAGAGAUGUGACAUAUGAGCUCAAUACUAAUGCAGGGCAGAAGGUUGAGGCAAGGCUGUGAGGUGGCUGAAGUAAGAUACAGAUGAAAACCGGAAAGCUGUGUUCAUCAGCUUUAUCCUCUUCUCCAUUCUCCUCUGUCUCUUUCUUUGUAUUGUCCUUCCUUCCUUUCUUCCUUCCUCCCUUUGCCUCAUUUUCUACUCUUUUUAUCGCCCCAAGUAUUUAAUAGGCAUAAGAAAAACUAAUAAGUCAACUUUGCUAGAGCUAGUCACAAAUAUGGAUCAGUUAAUUACCUACCUUAUGACCUUUUAAUCAAAUAUAAUAUUUGUAUUAAUUCUUUGAGCAUUUCACACAUGCAUACAAUGUACGUUGAUCACACUCAUCCCACUCCUCCCCCUAACUCCUCCGGGAUUAUCCCUCACUGUCCCUCCUCCCAACUUCUGGCCCUCUUUUUUAAUUUAUGGAACCCAUAUACCCAUGGGUCAGAUAAUUGACUCUCUUCCACCCCCAGGAACGGUCACCUUUCAAUAGUACCUCUUCAGCCAAGGGUAGAAAUCACGAGCCCAUCCCACUUCAAUGUUGAAGUAUAGACUGGUUUGAUCUUGUGCUGGUUUUGUGCAGUCAACUGUAUGAGCACAUGAGUGUAUCCUAUGACUCAUUUGCCCUGGUCUUCCUUGACCUCUGGCUCUUACAAUAUUGCGACCCCUUCUUCUGGGAUUGCCCAUGAACCUUGUAGAAAGCCACCUUUCAUCUUUAAUAAUUAAGAGAAAUAAACAAAUUGAAAAGUAAAAUGAUUCAAAUUCCAAGGCCCCUUCCAGAUGAUGGACUUUUAUGUUUCAUGAUAAUGUAAUUUUGAGAUGAAAAUGUGCUCAUAGAAAUCCUUAUCUUCUGGAUGAGAAUGUCCUAAAUAAAUGCUAAGUAUAUGGUAAAAUGCUGAAAAAGGUAUGAAAUAGCCCGAUUGCGAUUGCUUAUAUUCUUCCUGAUGUCCAUUCUUCCCAUAAAGAUGUAUUGAGAGUGCAUGGUGAUGGGAGGAAAGAAAGAGGGAGAGAAAGGAAGGAGAGGAACCUUAAGAGACAGUUAUGUGCACUGCCCCACCCCCAGCAUCCAUUAACAAGAGACUCAGGAGAGUGUUGGCCUGUUUACUGCCUUCUCUUGUGCUGAGGCACAGCUUCUCUUGUCUCAUUUUCUACCACAGCGCUAUCAUUCUUCAUAGAAACCUAGCCAAGUAACACCAGCGUCCACUGCCUCAAAGCCUCCUGUGGGAAAUGUUAGCAAGCCUGGCCUGGGGUUAGUGUAGGCCAUCCGGAAUUCCAUGCUCUGCCUUAACUUCACUAUCCGGAUUUUCCCUCUCUUUCAUCAAGUGCCACAGAAAACACAUUAUCUUCUGGCGUCCCUCCUGCUUUAAAAUGAUAAUUGAGCAGCUCUUGUUAGAGUAAUUACUACUUCCAGGAGCUGUGAGUUCUAGAAAGUUCUUUCAGAAAUAAUGCCAGCUAAUGUCUUCUAAAGGUUCUGAGGACCAUGCCUGCCUGGAACAGAAUUCUUUAAAGUUGUUAUUUCAGUCACAACAACAUUCUUUUAUUAUUUUAAUUUUUUGUAUCAAUUACAGUUUAUUCACUUUGUAUCCCAGCUGUAGCCACCACCCUCAUUCCUUCCCAAUCCCUGCCCUCUCUCCCUCAUCUCCUUCCAUGUCUCUCCCCAAGUCCACUGAUAGGGGAGGUCCUCCUCCCCUUCCAUCUGAACCUAGCUAUUCAGGUCUCAUGAGGACUGGCUGCAUUGUCUUCCUCUGUGGCCUGGUAAGGCUGCUCCUCCAUCAGGGGAAGGUGAUCAAAGAGCCAGUCACUGAGUUCAUGUCAGAGACUGUCUCUGUUCCCCUUAGUAGGAAACUCACUUGGAUACUGAGGUGCCAUGGGCUACAUCUGAGCAGGGGUUCUAGGUUAUAUCCAUGAAUGCUCCUUGGUUGGAGUAUCAGUCUCAGAAAAGAGCACUGUGCUCAGAUAUUUUGGUUCUGUUGCUCUCUUUGUGGAGCUAAUGUCCUCUCCAGGUCUUCCUAUCUCCCCAUUCUUCAUAAUAUUCCCUGCACUCUGCCCAAAGUUUGUUUAUGAGUCUCAGCAUCUGCUUUGUAGAGUCUUUCAGAGAGGCCCUCUGUGGUAGGCUCCUGUCCUGUUUCCUGUUUUCUCCUUUUUCCAAUGUCCAUCCCAUUUGUCUUUCUGAGUGAGGACUGAUCACAACAUUCUAAUGCUGAACUUGUGUUUCUCCCAUCUUGCAUAUAAGGAAACAAAAGCUCCUCCAUAGCCUAAAAACCCUGACAAGUUAAAUUUGGGUGUGAAUUUAAAAGGCAUACCUACUUUUAAGAGUCAAGUUUCAACUUUUUAAUAUGAUUUUUUCCCCUCUGGGUGAAAGUUCUACCUAGGAGACAAACAUAAGAAAUGACCAGGUGAGAGGGCUGGAGAGAUGGCACAGCCACUAAAGGCUAAAGCUCACAACCUGAAGAAUAAGACAUUAUGAGGCAGAAAAUUCUAUUUUUCUAUUAGAUGAAGUAUUACAAAUAUUACCAAUAAGGGACUUUAGGGUGCUGGCCACUCUUUCUGUCUGAUCCCUCAGCUGUACCUCCUGCUAAUAUAGCAUCUCACAGUUAUGACAUAUGUGAACAAAGAGUGCCCCGUCCAUGACUAUAAGGGCAUGAGCUGUGAUCAGUUCUUUCAUAUGGUCAACAACAGACAGGCCUCAUAAGGCAGGCAUACAUCAGAUAGCGACAUGAAAAACAGCAACUACCUAUUUGCUCAAUAAUGUUGUUUUCCAGUCACUGAACAGCUCAGUGAAAUUACAAUGCACACAGUGUUCCUAACAAAUAUACUAACAUAUGCAGUUUCAUCUGGUGUUUGUGCCAUAUUGCUCCCCUGAAGCUCCAAGAAUUUCAGAGAAAAGAAGGUGGGGAAAUGAUGUGCCCCAGAGAAGGUAAAAGCUAAACUUGAGCGUUCCAUCUUAAAUUCCGUGUAACGUACUAAUGCUCAGCAGAGCCUAAAUGCAUCAUGGAAGCCCUUCUUCCUUUAAAAAUAGCUUUUCUCCUCCUUUCUCUUUCUUUUCUAUUUUAAUUAUCCAAAACUCCACACUCAGUUCUUGAUUUGAGAUGAUCCAGUAGGGUCUAAUUAACACGAUGUGCUGUGUUUCAGUCUGGUUUUUAUACAUUAAAAAAAAAAAAAAAAAAGUGGUAUAUUCUCUUU
Molecule: messenger RNA, 7841 nt
Organism: Meriones unguiculatus (Mongolian gerbil)
Lineage: Eukaryota; Metazoa; Chordata; Mammalia; Rodentia; Muridae
Gene: Cntn1
Product: contactin 1
Exons: 16
Coding region: 211-2100 (629 amino acids)
Biological process (GO): brain development; cell-cell adhesion
Molecular function (GO): cell-cell adhesion mediator activity
Source: RefSeq, a predicted model, not a curated record